CCAAUCAGAGCCCCACUCCAGAGCUGCAGCAGGCAAGUGAGGCAGCAACCUGGUGGAUUGGGGAGCGGACUCCACUGAGGUGGACUGGAAGCAGCCGUAGACAUAAGGGGGAGAGCAAAAUGAGGAGGGAGAUUGUGAUCACAGGGCGCCGUUUGCAUACCUUAUCGUCUGUCGGGAUUGGAAAGGGAAAACAGCAUGGCAGCCUGGUUAGACCAGACCAAUGGUUAAAUCUCCCAAAGAUCCUCUGAGCAAAUGAACAGUCUUUACGUCUCCAUUCGACAUGGAAAUAGACCUGGGUUCUACUCCCCAGUGGACAGACUGAAACAAACCAUGGAAUUCAGGAGAAAUCUCUGGACUGAUCUGAUCUGCACCUAGUGCUGUCUUACUGUUGACACGCUGUCGUGGCCUCUGGGUGCGGUGUGUGCCCAAGGUACAGUGGAGGAUUUAAAGAAGCACGUUCUCUACCAUGAGAAUUCCUGCCACCGCUGCCUGCCUCUGCCCUUUGCUGAUCUGCCUGUGCUUUGUCCAGAGGAGCUAUGGGACGACCCACGCCAGGCCCAAUGUCAAAGCACCCAGGAACCAAACCAAACACCCAGACGGCGGGAAAGACGUUCACCACCGGCCCAAGAGGGGCUGGAUAUGGAACCAGUUUUUUGUUUUAGAGGAACACAUCGGACCUGAAGCUCAGCAUGUUGGAAAGCUGCACUCCAACUCAGACAAUGGAGACGGCUCAGUCAGAUACCUGCUGUCUGGAGACGGAGCAGGCACCGUGUUCGUCAUAGACGAGGUCACGGGGGACAUCCAUGCCACCAAGAGCCUCGACCGGGAGAAGAAGGGCCAAUACGUGCUACAUGCCCAGGCCAUCGAUCGGUACACCAACAAGUCACUAGAGCCAGAGUCUGAAUUCAUUAUCAAGGUCCAGGACGUGAACGACAACGCGCCCACUUUUCCAGAUGGCCCAUUCACAGCCACCGUUCCCGAGAUGGCUGAAGUCGGCACAUCAGUGUUUCAGCUCACAGCAACAGACGCAGAUGACCCCACCUAUGGGAACAGUGCCAAGAUUGUGUACAGCAUUCUACAGGGACAGCCUUACUUCUCUGUGGAUCCAAAAACUGGUGUCAUCAGGACAGCCCUGUCCAACAUGGACAGAGAAGCCAGGGAGCGCUAUUCUGUGGUAGUCCAGGCCAAAGACAUGGCUGGCUCAGUGGGAGGGCUGUCAGGCUCCACUACCAUCAAUGUCACAUUGACAGACGUCAACGACAAUCCUCCCAAAUUUCCCCAGAAAAACUAUCAGCUGUACGUGCCAGAGUCUGCUCAGAUUGGAAAAGCUGUGGGUAAAAUAAAAGCCAUUGAUAAGGAUGUGGGCGUUAAUGCAGAGGUGAGGUACAGCAUAACCAACGCUGAAGGGAUGGAGAUGUUCUCUAUCUCCACGGACACAGACCAGAACGAAGGCAUCAUAUCAUUAAGACAGCCUUUGAACUAUGAACAGAAGAAAGUCCACACGCUUCACAUAGAGGGUUUUAACACACAACUGGACCCGCGCUUCUCCCAUCUGGGUCCCUUCAAAGACACUACCACCCUCCGGAUCAUCGUCGGAGACGUGGAUGAGCCGCCUGUAUUCUCCAUGGACUAUUACAUCAUGGACGUGUACGAGAACUCCCCCGUGGGGACGGAGGUUGGCACGGUGACGGCUCAGGACCCUGACAGUACCAAAAGUCCUGUGAGGUAUUUUAUAGACCACAGUGAAACGAACCAGGUGUAUUUCACCAUUGGUGUGAACAGCGGGGUGAUCAAGACCACUCAGAGUCUGGACAGAGAGGACGUGGCCUGGCAUAACAUCACAGUGAUGGCUUCUGAGGUCGACAACCCCAGCCUCGCCAGCCAUGUUCCUGUCACCAUCCAAGUGUUGGAUGUCAAUGACAAUGCUCCCUACAUUGCAAGAGGUGAUGAGAUCAUUGUGUGUGAAAGCUCCAGGGCAGGACAGGUGAUCCAGACAGUGAGACCAUCCGACAUGGACAACUUUGCGAAUGGCCGAUUCUCCUUUGCCCUGCCGAAUGACCUUCCAGUCAAUCCCAACUUCACCCUGAAGGAUAAUGAAGGAGGACCAGGUAGUUUUCCUUGGAUACUGCGUAAAGGAACACCAAUGCGUCAGUGCACAGAUUGACUGGAAAAUGGAUACAUUAGCCUCCCUUUGGCAGUUGACUCUAGUGGAUGUGGUUUGCUCUUGAAAAUGUCUUAAUAAUCCAAUAAUUUAGUGUUAUGAAAAUGAAAUAAGUAUUUGAUUUAGUCAGUGUACUGUGGUAUAAUAUGUUUUUGUAAUGUUUUGUUUUAAUUUUCCAGCUGAUUGGAUUUAUUGACCUACCAAGAAAGGACAUGUGGAUGCAGUGGAAUUUUAGGAACCUAACAGCAGUGUACUCUCCAGCGAGGACGUGAAAUAAAUGUUGUUAGAGCGAUAGAUAGUAAUCUGUGAUUUCCUUCGCUGUAAUGAGAAUCAUUUGGAGGAAGAGAAAUGCUUGAGGUGGUACUAUAUUCUAUUGUCUCUCAAGGGGAGAGUGAAUGAGAGAUAUAUUGGCUCUUUCUUGUUUACCUGUUUCCUCUAGGUGGGCGAGUAGGUACAGUAAUGAAUUUUGACUGGAAGCUUGUGGGCCUGGGCCCCUGCAUGCCAAUAGGAAUCCUAUGUAAAUGAACGCGUCUUCCUAUGCACCCUCCCAUGGGCUAACUCUAUUGGAAUACAUUUGUUGAAAUCCAGAAGGAGGCAAGGGUUGACCCCCCCCCCCCCACCCCCCUUUCCCCUGUCUAUUACCAUCCCAAGUGACGUGCUUUAUCAUGCUCGGUGGUUCUGGCGGAAAAUGAAUCUGCAUUGUGAAGAUGCGGGCCGUGAUCGUGCAUACAAAUGUGUGGCUCUGGGCCGUGAAAAUGAAAAUCUGCUGGAGCCUCUCCAGAAUGAGAAAAGUUGUGGCAGCAGCCGUGCUGGACUUGAUCGAAUACUGUUGGCCGGCGUUAAUAAAGCCUGAAGAGGCAGUCACUAUCUGUUCCCAGUAUUUCCGAAGAGAUAGCGGCAAGAAUGAGUGGAAAACUAUGGGCUUCCUCUGCAAUGUUGAAGAACACUGUAACGUCGAGGAACGUUAACUGUUGCUUUUCUGUACUCUCCUGUGGCUCGCAAUGUUAUUCCAGGGAGAAACAAAAGGUUCCUUUCACACAGCAUAUUUUCGGGAAGUGUUUACAAGGAUUACCUUAAUAAUAUAAAAGAUUUCAGUAAAUAUAAUUAGACGUUCAUUUUCAUUGAGUUGUGCUUUGUCUUUAACUGAAAAACACACUGUAUUUGGAGUAAUGUCUGUGUCGAGCCACGUGGUGGCAUUUUGUCAGUAAAAUCCAUCCAGUGUGCCUCACGUCAUUCCG
Messenger RNA from Esox lucius (northern pike), 3399 nucleotides. RefSeq names its product cadherin-18. Gene Ontology annotation, biological process: adherens junction organization; cell-cell junction assembly; multicellular organism development. Gene Ontology annotation, cellular component: catenin complex; adherens junction; plasma membrane. Bases 467 to 2164 code for a protein of 565 amino acids. Lineage: Eukaryota; Metazoa; Chordata; Actinopteri; Esociformes; Esocidae. Gene Ontology annotation, molecular function: calcium ion binding; cadherin binding. The record is from RefSeq and is a predicted model, not a curated record. The transcript has 11 exons.